CAGCCAAUAACAGUCUAUUUCAGGCUGUCAACAGGAAACCAGGGAAGCGUCUUUGGUGAUGUUCCUAUUUGUAUAAGCUUCUCUUUUUGCAUCUUUAGCAGAAACAAUGCCCGCGUCACUGAGCUGACAGAAUCUGGAAAGGCAAAGGGCAGUAGGACAGUUUGAAGUAAUCAUGAGUGCGCCUACCGGAAAACAGCUUAUCCUUGAGGAGGACUUUGAUGAAAACUAUAUUCCAUCUGACCAAGAGAUCAGAGAGUAUGCAAAGGAGAUAGGCAUUGAUCUUGAGAAUGAGAAGGAACUCAUGUGGCUGGCCAGGGAGGGAAUUGUUGCCCCUCUUCCACCGGAGUGGAAUCCUUGCCAAGAUGUCACAGGAGACAUCUACUAUUUCAACUUCUCCUCUGGUGAGUCUACUUGGGAUCACCCCUGUGACGAGCACUACCGCCGCCUCGUCAUCCAAGAACGUGAACGCCUGCAGAGCGCUGCUGCUUCUGGGGCUACAGGGUCCAAAAAGAAGAAGAAGGAAAAAAAGGAUAAAAAGGAUAAAAAGAAGAAGGAUUCAGACAAAAGUGGAGGCCUGAGUUCAACAUUGGGGUCUUUGCCACCUCCACGAGGAAGCCUGGUUUCUCUCGGUGGUCUUGAUCCUCCUGUCCUCGGCCCAAUCUCUGGAUCUGCUUUCCCACGGCCUCUCGGGUCCGGGGGGUUGGAACCCCUCAAAACAUCUCCUCGGCCUCUUGGGGCACUCCGUAACAGUGGUGCUGCAAGUGUUUUAAGCUCCAAAAAGGAAGAAAAAGUUUAUCUUACCAUGCCUGGGUUUGAUGAUGAUGAUGAUGAUGAAAUCUUGGAAAAUGAGUCAAGUCAGCGGUCUUCAGACCGGCAACUGAUGAACCUCCACCUGAAUCUGGAUGACCUGAGAGGGGGCAUAAUAUAUGAGGACAGUGACGGUAGUGCAGCAGCACGAGUAGAGGAAAGGACUGAACCAGAAAUGCAGGACAUAUCUGGAGGCCAGAGUUCUGAACCACCAUCUCGACAGGACUCUUUGAGGGGCCGCCGCUUAUCCCCUCUGGCAGCUCGAAACCAUCUCAAUGAGACUGUGAUCGAAGGAGAGCCUUUUGAGGAGACUGAGGACAAAAAAAAGACCCAAAAUAAACAUGAGGAAGCAGAUGAGAAAAGUAGAGACAAUGAGGGGGGAGGUCAUGGCACUCCAGAAACUGAGCAUAAGCCAUCCAGUGAUUAUGAAAGUGAAAAGAAAGACAAAAGUGAUGGUGGAGGAAUAGAUUUUUUACUAGAUGAGGAAAAUUUGGACAAGGUCGGAGACAAAGAUGACAGACCCGAGACAGUCCAGCAUGAUGACAAGGAGACAAUAGAAUGUGCAGAACUAAUGGACAAAGAUGUGCAGGAGAAAGAGAAAGGCAAUAAUAUUGUUGAAGACUCCCAAAGAAAUGACACAGAUGUGAAGGAAACUGAUUAUGAGGGAGUCGUGCAUAAGAGUACCACCGAUAAUGAUGGUGGACAUGAUGGAAUAGAGGAAGAGGAUGGUGAAAGUCAUGGUGAUUUGGAGCGAUGCUCCCUGAGUCAGAGAAAAUUGACAGAUGAUGAUGAGGAGGUUUUGGAGAGUUGUGUAGCCAGUGAUCAUGGAGAAACGCAGGGGGAGAGAAAAGAGUUGAAAGAUGAAUUAGACGCCCAAAAAACUCAAUCAGCAUAUCUGAAUGAAGAAGAGGAGGCCAUUGAGAUGUUUGAGAUGGCAACAAUUCAAUCUGCGCAGCGCGGCAAGGAAACAAGACUUGACGUCCUUACAGUGUCUCACCAAAAGAGGAAACCUGGCAAGAUGGAGAGCGUGAAUAAUAUAUCCCUCCUUCCUGCAGAGCAUUCUGAUUCCAGCGAUGUCAUUAAGCAGGGUUCAUCCUCCAUAAAUGUGAAGAUGUCUGAAAAGGUUUUGGACUUUUCUGAUCUGUCUGGCUCUGUGAGUCCAUUGGAGGAUAAUGAUGAUGAAGAAGUAAAAAAUGAUGAGAUGGAUAAGUACAUAAAGGGUGAGACUGCCAAGAGGCGUUUGCAGCUUGCAGUCAAAGACAAAGCUGCAUCUCCAAAAGUAGAAAGACUCGUGCUCCACCAAUCAAGUGUUGGGAGCCAACAAACAGCAACUGGUCUCAGCUCAGGUGUGAAUCUACCCAGGCCUGAAACAUCUAGAGGUCGACUCUCCAGAACUUCCAAUGCCCAAAUCAAUGAAGGAGAAACUGCCUCACAGAAUUAUGUGAGCCCAUUGGAGAAAGAAAACUUUGGAAUCUGGAAAAAUGAGAAGAAAGAAGACCGGGAGGAAGGAAAUGAGUGGAGGAAUACUGAAAAGGAAAAGAGUCUAAACGAGAGGAGCAGCGAGCUUGACAGGAAGCGUGGCAAUGUCAUUUCGGGAGUGGAGAACCGCAAUGGGCAAAUAAUGGGGGAGAAGAAAAGUAGAUCGUUUAAUCUUCAGGAGACAAUGAGCAGAGAGGAAGAAGAGGAGAAGGAACGUUUGAAAAGAGAGAAGGAGAUGAGAAUCUCUCUCUUCAUGGAGGAAAUAGAGAGAGAGGAGGAGGCAGAGAAGGUCCAAUUAAUGCAGAAGAAGGAACAAAGAAAUUAUCUCCUCCAAGAGGAGCUGAGAAGUAAAGAACAGGAGGAGAUAAAGCUAACAGAAGAGAGUGAAGAAAAACUCAGGACUCUAAAACAGCAUCUUCUGUCCAAGAGACAAGAAGAGGAGGUAAGGUUGAACAUGGAGUCUGACCGGAUCCUGGAGGCACUAAAAGAAUCUGCUUUGAAGGAGAGAGAGAGGCAGCUUCACGAGCUCAGGGAGGAGAGUGAAGCUAUGCUGAAAGACUUGCGUAUCACACUUGAAGAAGAAAAGGCAGCAGAACGUGACAAGUUGGAGGCUCAGAAUAACUUGGAGAUUGAGCGUCUGAAGGCGGAGUCAGACGGGAAGCUGCGAGCAGAAAAAAAGAAACUCCAAGAAGAGAAACUAAGCUCUUUUAAACGGGAGGUUAUUGGUACAGAGAGCAGGAGGGAGCUGAUUGGUCCACGUCCUGAAGAGCAGCUUGCAAAGUACCACAGAGAGCUGUCUGAUUUGCUAGUGGAAGUGCGGGAAGAAGUGCAGCGUGACCAUGAAAAGAAACUGGAAGCGCUGAGGGAGGAGCACAAGAAAGAGCUGAACAACAUCAGAGAGAAACAACUGGAGGAGGAAAGUGCCCAGAGGGAUCGCUUGCUUUCUACUCUGCAGAUUGACAGAGAGCAUCUUCAGGCCUCACAUGCUCAUGAGCUGGAAAGACUCCACAAGCAACUUGACAGUGAAAUAGAAAAGGCACAGCUGACACAUUCACACAGGGAGUCAGAACUACAGGAUCUGAUCAGUCAGUUGGACCUGAGAGCAAAAAAGCUGAAGAGAGAGGAAGAAAUUCUUCACAGCAAGACUGAAGAUGUUAACAGGAAGAGGAAGGUGCUUGGUGAAGAGGAGGAGGAUCUUGACAAACGGAUAGGGGUCUUACACCAAGUGACCAUGGAGAGAGAUCAGCUGAAGCUGGCGCUAGGGAGAAUGAAGGAGGAGCAAGCUCAAGCUCGAGAACUCCUCCGCGUGGUGCGGGAGGAGAAGAAUGAGGCCCGGCGGGAGGAGGAGAGGUCAAAGGAGGAGAGAGACAAAGUCAGGGAGGAAAGCAGGAGGGUGAAGGAGGACAAAGAGCAACUGGAGUGUAAAGUGGCUCUGCUGGAAGAACGAUGCGACCGGCUCAGUCGCAGAGUCAGUGAGUUGGAAUUAGGUGAAGGAGGAAAUUCCUCCAGACAAAAGGACAAAAAUAAGGUGACGUCGCCCUCCUGUGGCCAACGAGACUCAUCACUAAAUGUGGAUGAUCUGGACGAACAGCUUCCUUCCUCAGUACAUGACAGUAAAAACACCAUCCUGGAAUUUGGCGGAUUCAACUCCUCACAUUGUGCAUCCAUUGACAAGACCAAAAUCUUCCUGGAGAAGGAGAGCAGCCGACUAUUGCAGAGACAGAAUCUGCAUGUCGCUCACAGCAACUCCACUCAGCAAUCUAACAUGGAAGGAAAGGAGGCUGGAAGUUUCUCUGAGCUCCAGCAGACGGUUAAGAAUGGAAAUGCUCUCAAUCGUAGGAAAGAACAACUGAAGCAGCUUGAUACUUCCAUUGCUGACGAGUCAUUCCUUCAAGAUGCAUUCCUCUUGGCUGGAGAGAGGAAGGUCACAUUUGAUGUGACAGAUUCGGACCUCAGCAGCACUGUUGACCCACCCGAUGAGACAGGAUGUGGCUUGACAUUCUUGGCCAAAGUGCAAGAGUCCCAACAUCAGAUCUCAGGCCAGCUCAACACUGUUUUAGGUGCUCUGGGCUCAUUAGCCCAGAAGCAGAGCAAUGCAUCUCUCCCAGCCUUCCCUGCAGCCCUGUCUCAUUCCACUCCCACCACAAGAUCUUCAACCACUCCAGGCCCAACCCCUUUUGGCCAACCUAACCCACUUUGGCUGUCGUCAACCCAAAGCGGCCCCGGACCGACAGUCUACCCGGAUAGCUGCAUCAAAAGUGGACUGAGAACUGCUGAGGAUCUCACACUCCGCAGAUGGAGAGAGAUAUUUCCCGAAGCAGCAGCACUCAACACCAGCACCCUGAAGACAUCCACAUCACCCGUAUCCUAUACUCCUGCUAGCCUGCACGUUCAAAAGUCAGUGAAAGUGGAUGGCCGUAAACUGCAGAACCUGAUUGAAAGCAACAAGAGAUGGCUGGAAAUGCGAAAGAAAGACAACAGCAUACCUCUCUUCACCCGCUAUCAGGCUUCAUCCUCCCAGAGCAAUCUCGUCCAGCUUGGCCUGGAUGACAAGGAUCGGAUCAGAGUCUACCACUACUGAUGACACAACACACUGUGGAGUCCUGCUGGGCUCUGUUCCCUGAAGAAUUUGGAGAACAAAUGUCCGGAUUUGUUUACUCUGUGAAGUUUAGCUAUUGGUGCUAUAGGGAGGAGACGGCCCACAUUGAGGUCUCACGAGCCGAUGUCCCAUUCUCAACUACAGUAGACUGGAUUUUGCUCAGGUGAUGUCCAUGACAAGGCGCACAUUUAUUUAUUGUUAUUCAAGUAGGGAUGACCUUGUACAGUAGCUACUGUUGUGUCUGUCCCAUUAUUCAGUUCGGUUUACAUUGGAGGCCAAAACCCCUGUGCUGGACACAGGAUUUAGUAUUUGCAGAGAUGUCCUUUAAUUUUUCUAGUAAAAAUCACACAUAAUGUGAUAGAAAAGUGAUCUAAGAGGGACCCGAAGGUCCUGUUUUAUCAACUCCACUGUCAAAAUGAGUAAGCCCUAAUUUCUAUCAUCUGUAACGCACUACACUCUGUUUUCCGUGUUUUUUAAUUGUUCUUGAUGUUUGAUCGUAUUUCUGUCUUUGCUAAUGGUUUUGUGAGACUUUUAUACGUCAGUUUUAUCUACUUGUCUCUAAAUCCCAAGUGAGUGUUAAGAUGCAGACAAUUCAGCUUAUCAGUAGUUAUGAGCUUUGUGCAUUUAUAUUUUUGUAUUAAAUGUUUCAAUAAGUUGUUUUUCUA
This is a messenger RNA of Syngnathus acus (greater pipefish), 5550 nucleotides long. RefSeq names its product centrosomal protein of 164 kDa-like. Gene Ontology annotation, molecular function: protein binding. The coding region runs from base 173 to 4867 and encodes 1564 amino acids. The record is from RefSeq and is a predicted model, not a curated record. The transcript has 29 exons. NCBI's taxonomy places the organism in Eukaryota, Metazoa, Chordata, Actinopteri, Syngnathiformes, Syngnathidae.